AUGCCGCCAAAGCAAUUGCCAGGCCCCGGCCAAUCACAGCAGCGUCGAUGGCUGGCGUCACAGAUGGGGCCCACAUCUGUCUCUUGGACCUCUGGAGCCCCUCCCCCGCCUUGCUCUGAAGAAACCCCCUCCGCCGAUUCUUCUGCUGCUGUUGCCAAUUCGCUUCCCGCCGCCGCAACAAAUCCCGCGACCGCUCAAUUGCAACCAGGCAGCUUCUCUCUGUCUCGCACAGCCCAGAUUGCCCGACACCUCCAGGCCCGGAGCUACAGCUCGACCACAAACAGCACCAUGGCCUCCCAAUACACCGUCCGCAAGGUCGGCGCCCCGUACACGCUCGAGCACCGCGUCUACAUCGAGAAAGAUGGCGUGCCUAUCUCGCCCUUCCACGACAUCCCACUCUUUGCCAACCAGGAGCAGACCAUCCUCAACAUGAUUGUCGAAAUUCCGCGCUGGACCAACGCCAAGCUCGAGAUCUCCAAGGACGAGCUCCUCAACCCCAUCAAGCAGGACAUCAAGAAGGGCAAGCUCCGCUACGUCCGCAACUGCUUCCCCCACAAGGGCUACCUGUGGAACUACGGUGCCUUCCCUCAGACCUGGGAGGACCCCAACGCGAUCCACCCCGAGACCAAGGCCAAGGGCGACAACGACCCGCUUGACGUGUGCGAGAUCGGCGAGCUGGUCGGCUACACGGGCCAGGUCAAGCAGGUCAAGGUGCUCGGCGUCAUGGCGCUGCUGGACGAGGAGGAGACGGACUGGAAGGUCAUUGUGAUUGACGUCAACGACCCGCUGGCCCCCAAGCUCAACGACGUCGAGGACGUCGAGCGCCACCUGCCGGGCCUGCUGCGCGCCACCAACGAGUGGUUCCGCAUCUACAAGAUCCCCGACGGCAAGCCCGAGAACCAGUUCGCCUUCACGGGCGAGUGCAAGAACAAGAAGUACGCCAUGGACGUGGUCCGCGAGUGCAACGAGGCCUGGGAGAAGCUCAUCACGGGCAAGACCGCCCCGGGCAGCAUCGCCACCACCAACCUGACGGUCAGUCACUCGACCAGCCGCGUCUCGCCCGACCAGCUGCCGCCCCUGCCCCAGCACCAGGACCUUCCGCCCGCCCCCAUUGACAGCUCCAUCGACAAGUGGUUCUUUAUUAGCGGGGCCUCGGCUUAG
Molecule: messenger RNA, 1161 nt
Organism: Parathielavia appendiculata
Lineage: Eukaryota; Fungi; Ascomycota; Sordariomycetes; Sordariales; Chaetomiaceae
Product: pyrophosphatase-domain-containing protein
Exons: 4
Coding region: 1-1161 (386 amino acids)
Biological process (GO): phosphate-containing compound metabolic process
Cellular component (GO): nucleus; cytoplasm
Molecular function (GO): magnesium ion binding; inorganic diphosphate phosphatase activity
Source: RefSeq, a predicted model, not a curated record